Oryza brachyantha (malo sina) is the source of this 1036-nucleotide messenger RNA. Its product is annotated as protein ELF4-LIKE 4-like. The transcript is spliced from 2 exons. NCBI's taxonomy places the organism in Eukaryota, Viridiplantae, Streptophyta, Magnoliopsida, Poales, Poaceae. The record is from RefSeq and is a predicted model, not a curated record. Gene Ontology annotation, biological process: entrainment of circadian clock; positive regulation of circadian rhythm. The coding region runs from base 117 to 545 and encodes 142 amino acids.
UUCUCCAUCAAAAUCUCUCUCUCCCCCCCCUCUCUCUCUCACCUCCCGUACAGACGCAGCAGCAGCGGCAGCCGCAGAUCUUUGGCCCCUCCUCCGAGGCGCGAGCGAUCCGUGGGAUGGAGGAGGACAGCGUCGUCAGCAACGGCGGCGGCGGCGGCGGGGAGGAGGAGGAGGUGGCGGCGGCGAACGGCGGCGGGGUAGGGGGGACGGCGAGGGGAGGAGGGGGAGGGGGGAAGGUGGUGCAGGUGCUGCAGCGGAGCUUCGGCGAGGUGCAGGGGAUCCUGGAGCAGAACCGCGUGCUGAUCCAGGAGAUCAGCCAGAACCACGAGGCCCGCGACGCCGACGGCCUCACCCGCAACGUCGCCCUCAUCCGGGAGCUCAACACCAACAUCGCCCGCGUCGUCGACCUCUACGCCAACCUCUCCGGCUCCUUCUCCCGCUCCGUCACCGCCGCCGCCGCCAGCGCCAACAACAGCACCUCCCCCUCGUCCGCCGCCGCUGCCGCCGCCGCCAAGGCGAGCAAGCGGCCCCGCGCCACCGAGUAAACCCAACAACAACGCCAUCUGCUCCGGCCAUUCGUUUCAUCCCCUUCUCUUCUUCCUCCUCUUCUUCUUUUUUUUCUAGAUUUUUAGAUUUACUGAGCAGCAGCAGGAGUAGUAGAUUCUGAAUCCUGCGAAACCUUUUUUUCCCCUCUUUUUUUCUCCUUUUUUUUCCUCUCUCGAUGUACUACUAAUUCAGGGUUUCAUCAUGCAUUCAGCGCUGAGAUGGACAUGGACAAAACAGUAAACACCCUUGUCAGAGAUCAAGGAAAUUUGCAGACUGCCAGCGCUCCUCUCUCUCUUGUAGGGAAUUGUUCGACCGUGUCAUAUUUUCCCAUGGGAAAUGCUAGAUGUUUUUUUUUAAAAAAAUCGUUUUUAGCAGUAUAUUAAUUUUAUCUGGAAUUUACAGAAAACAAAACAGUACUAUAUUGUAAUGACAGCUGAUUCGACCAGAGCUUAGAACUGUUUAUUCUAGCUUGGGCUCUUUUGGUUAAUGA